AGAGAGAGAGAGAGAACAUUUCGGGGCGGAAGGCGAAGCCCAGGCGCCGUCAUGCGAAGCGGGCGGAGCGGCACAAGGGCGUCCAUAGUAGCGGCGCCCUCUUCUGGGUCGGAAGAUUCCGAGUGGGAGGAGGAGCGCGUGGUGAGGCUGCGGGAGCGGGCUUGGCGCGAUGGCCCGCGGGGUCCUGGAUCCGGUGGGAAGGGCCGCAGCCGCCGCUCCAGGGAACAUCGCACUAAUUGGCGCGUCCCGGCCGGCCACGAACGGAAAAUCACCGCCAAGAUUCGAGCUAGCUUAGCCAAACGUCGCCUCCAGCAGCGCCCGGGGAGAGGACCUAGAUCUGCCCCUCUGCAACCCAGAAAACGCGCAGAAGCCGACGCUAAGGUUCCAGAAACUAUCACCUGCUGAGCAUCUUUUCUCACAAUCUCUGACUGCAGUUGCUCUGUAGCUGAAGAAACUCUCUUCAGGGUAUGCUGCUGUGUACCAGAGUCUCUGUCCACUUUGGUUUCCUGUUGUAUAACUUAGAAGCCAUUUCUUUUCAAUAACACCAAGUCUGGGCA
This is a messenger RNA of Crotalus tigris (Tiger rattlesnake), 557 nucleotides long. It is a transcript of the gene NUPR2, whose product is annotated as nuclear protein 2, transcriptional regulator. The transcript has 2 exons. Bases 52 to 405 code for a protein of 117 amino acids. Gene Ontology annotation, cellular component: nucleus. Gene Ontology annotation, biological process: negative regulation of cell cycle; regulation of transcription by RNA polymerase II; negative regulation of cell population proliferation. NCBI's taxonomy places the organism in Eukaryota, Metazoa, Chordata, Lepidosauria, Squamata, Viperidae. The record is from RefSeq and is a predicted model, not a curated record.